This is a messenger RNA of Momordica charantia (bitter melon), 1047 nucleotides long. It is a transcript of the gene WRKY55, whose product is annotated as WRKY DNA-binding protein 55. The record is from RefSeq and is a predicted model, not a curated record. Gene Ontology annotation, biological process: regulation of DNA-templated transcription. Gene Ontology annotation, molecular function: DNA-binding transcription factor activity; sequence-specific DNA binding. Lineage: Eukaryota; Viridiplantae; Streptophyta; Magnoliopsida; Cucurbitales; Cucurbitaceae.
AUGGAGGAGGCCAUUUCCUUGAUCCUUCGUGGGUGUUCUUUGGCGAGAGAAUUGGAAUUCAGUGUUCUCAAUAAUAAUGUUAAUUUCCGGCAGCCCCAGAUGGUGGCGCAGUCGUGUGAUGAGAUUUUGAGCGUUUUUGCCGCCGCCAAGGACCGCCUGAGCAGCCAUGAACGGCCGCCGUCAGACGUCGGGUUGGAGGAGUGGCUGAGAUCCACCUGCUCGCAGGCCAUGGAGCUCGCGCAAAUGCAGAUGAGGACGCCGGUGGCCGCGGUGGCCGUGGCGCCGCCAUUGCCCGUGACCAUGGAGGAUUCUGGCAAGAUGGUCGGAAUUGGUUUGGCUUCAUCGUCGCAAAAAGGACGAACACGGAAAUAUGAUAUGGAGAAGAGGACGGUGCGAGUGGCGGCGCCGCUUAUCGGAAACACAGAGCUUCCGCCAGACGAUGGCUUUACAUGGCGGAAAUAUGGUCAGAAGGAGAUCCUCGGCUGUCGAUUUCCCAGAGGCUAUUUCAGAUGCACUCACCAGAAGCUCUACCACUGCCCCGCGAAGAAGCACGUGCAGCGCCUCGACGCCGAUCCCCACACGUUCGAAGUCACCUACCGCGGCGACCACACGUGCCACAUGUCCGCCACGGCGCCGUCCGCUGCGCCGCCGGACGUCGCCUGCAGCCAACACAUGGCACAGUUCCGCUCCCCAUCCGGCGGAUGGCUUUCCAUGGACUUCGGCUCUGCAACUGGGUCCGGCGCUCCGGCCACCGCCCGGUACGGCAGAGACGGCGGCGGCGACCAGUUUCCGGUGCUGGACAUGGCCGACGCCAUGUUCAACUCCGGCAGCUGCAGCAGCAACAGUAUGGACUCCAUCUUCGCCGCUUGUGUGGCGGAGGAACACCACAAGUGGGACAAAGACGACCACAAGAAUUAGUCAAAGUUCUUUUUCGAUUUAGGUUGAAAUUACAAAUUUGGUCUCCUGAAUUUCAUGUUUAUUUAGUCCCGAUACUUCCAAAAUUAAAUUUUUCAUAUUUUAGAACCAAGAGAUGGUAUAUAUAUUCUU